AAGAGUAAGGCGAAAGGGUGAAUCAAAUGUGCCCUUAACGAGGGCACCAUUGCCACCCCAAUGAGAUUUGAAAUCACGUUGCAGAUAUAGAGAGAGAGAGAGAGAGAGAGAGAGAGAGGGUCGGUGACCAACUGACCAUAACGUGGGAAUAGGACAGUGAUACCAAAUUUCAAGAGACGGCCCCGUUGACUUGUUACAGUACUUGGAAACCUCCAGGAAACCUCCAGUUGCCAGUCAUCCCCCACCUUUGUUAAUCCCAAUACCCUCUAACUUUCAUCUUAAAUAUAUAAUGAUUCCCAUAUGAGAUUGAACUUCUGUAUCAUGUAUUCUAUUUGCAUAACUCAUGUCCCACGGCCAUAGAGAGGGAUUUCUAUUUGGAAGGAACAGUGAGGCCUUUUCAUUUCAGAACUCUUUUUGGGGAUCUCGAAAGAGGGAAAGAGAAAGAAACAUCAGGGAUUGUGAAGAAGCAGAGAAAUAGGGACAUGGAAAAAAGGGAAGCUGGAAAGGGUGUCUCUAUCUAAUCCAUUUCGUUUGUCUUUUUAAUCACUUCCAUUCCCAGCCCGUUUUGUCCCUCUUCAUAAUACCACAUCAAUUUAUUUCCUUUUAGAAAAACACCUUUUGCAGAGUAGCAACUGGGAGAGUGAAAAUGGUGACUGGGUGGAGACGAGCGUUCUGCACAUCCAUCCCCAAAGAUAGAGAAACCAAAGUAUUAUCAGAGAAGCAUCGUCAGCAACAACAGCAGCAUUGCGAGAAUAGCAACAUCGUCCAAAGUCCAAAACUCAGCUCCAAGUUCGGCUUUUUCUCCAGUCCAUCCACGCCUCGGUUGCAGUCUCAACCGGUCUCGAGCUCCAGCCUCCGAUGCCGAACCACCUCCACCACCACCACACCCACACCCACUUCGUCGGUACCCAAUAGCCCGAAACUUCAAUGCAAAACGGCAACUACCCCAAAGAACAACAGCCCCGGAUUGUUCCAGCAAUCCAAUCAUCUCUCCCCCAAAUCACCCUCCAGCCUCUCACUCCUCAAAGCCAGCUUACGACUCUCCAAAAGUAGAUGCGGAAUCUGCUUACAGAGCGUGAAGACCGGUCAAGGAACAGCUAUUUUCACUGCCGAAUGCUCGCACACUUUUCACUUCCAUUGCAUAUCUUCGCACAUAAAAAAGCACCAACUUUUGAUUUGCCCUGUCUGCAGCGCAACCUGGAAGGAUCUUCCUCUACUCGCUUUCCACCAGACCCAGAACCCAGAUAAUAGCCAAGCAGAUAAUACUUGUGAUAACAACUGUAAUAGAGAAUUCAAAGUCAGAGAUGUCAAUACGAAGUGGGUGAAAGUAUACAAUGACGAUGAGCCUUUGAUGUCUCCCACUUUGGGUGCUCGGUUCAAUCCCAUACCGGAAUCCGAUGAGAACGAAGAGGACGAAAACGGCACCGUUGAGUUCCAAGGAUUUUUUGUAAAUUCUGGUCCCUCGUCUUCCCCGAGACUUGAUGGAAGAGCGACGAGUGAUCACGUAGUCAGAAACGUCGAAGUGAGGUUGUUACCGGAUGCCGCGGUAGUGGCCGUCGGUAAAAGCUACGAGACCUACGUCGUCGUUCUGAAGGUCAAAGCCCCACCUUGUUCAGUUCUGAAACCGUCGCGUCGGGCUCCUAUUGACUUGGUAACGGUGCUUGAUGUGAGUCGGAGCAUGAGCGGGUCCAAGUUACAGAUGAUGAAACGUGCUAUGAGAUUGGUCAUAUCUUCGCUCUCUACGACGGACCGUCUCUCGAUCGUUGCCUUCUCCGCGAGCUCCAAGCGGUUGUUGCCUCUGACGAGGAUGACUGCGAAAGGCCGGAGAUCGGCGAGAAAGAUCGUCGAGGCUAUGGGUUGUAUCGGUGACGGAACUUGUCCGAACGAUGCGCUCGUGAAGGCCGCUAAAGUACUUGAAGAUCGACGGGAGAGGAACCCCGUAGCCAGCAUUAUUCUUCUGUCCAACGGUCACGACGAACGCGACUCAAUGAGCUCUGCCAAUCGGAAGCGCUCCUCUCCAGCAGUCGUGUCGUCCACGCGAUUCGCUCACUGGGAAAUCCCUAUCCAUACCAUUGGGUUUAACGAUAGCGGCGAGUACGGGCACGCGCAUCCAGAAGACGCAUUUGCCAAGUGUGUUGGUGGUCUGUUGAGCGUUGUGGUUCAGGAUCUAAGGUUUCAACUCGGGUUCGUUUCCGGGUCGGCACCGGCGGAGAUUGCGGCGGUAUAUUCUUUAACGGGUCGGCCGGCGUCGCUCGGAUCCUGUUGGGCCCGGCUGGGCGACCUCUACGCUGAGGAGGAGAGGGAACUGCUCUUGGAAUUGAAAAGACCGGCUUCUUCCAUCGGGUCCCACCUCCUGCUGUCCGUACGACCCUCUUACAGGGACCCUUCGACCCAAGAGCUCGUGUAUUUGAAAGAACAGACGUUCCUCGUCCCGCGUCCCCACUCCGUCCGAUCCUCGUCUCCCAACAUCCAACGGCUGAGAAAUCUCCACGUCACCACUCGCGCUGUGGCCGAGUCUCGGCGGUUAAUCGAGCACAACAAUCUCUCCGGAGCCCACCACUUGCUGUCCUCGGCUCGAGCCUUGCUGAUGCAGUCCCAGUCGGCCGAGGAGUUCUUGCGCGGCUUGGAAGCGGAGCUAGCCGAGCUUCAGAGGCGGCAGCAGCAACAUCAGCAGCUGCAGAGCCAAAGACAGGGAGGAAACAAUGGACGGGAACUCAGUCGAGUGGAAGAGAAGCCGGAGCCGCUUACGCCGACUUCGGCUUGGAGAGCGGCCGAGAGAUUGGCUAAAGUGGCGAUUAUGAGGAAGUCAAUGAACAGAGUCAGCGAUUUGCACGGCUUUGAAAAUGCGAGAUUUUAAGUUUAGUUGUGUUCUAUUUUUUUUAUAAUAUUUGUAGUAUUUAAUACAGAGAAAAUUUUAAAUAUAAAUAAUUUUCAU
Messenger RNA from Juglans microcarpa x Juglans regia, 2935 nucleotides. RefSeq names its product E3 ubiquitin-protein ligase WAVH1. The transcript has 2 exons. NCBI's taxonomy places the organism in Eukaryota, Viridiplantae, Streptophyta, Magnoliopsida, Fagales, Juglandaceae. The record is from RefSeq and is a predicted model, not a curated record. The coding region runs from base 647 to 2857 and encodes 736 amino acids.